AUGAUCUGUUACUCAUGGUCAGGUUCUGUUCCUGCUUUUGAAGAAUUUGUGAAGGCUCUCAAUGACAACAACAUCAAUCUGAAACUAACUCAUGUUAUUGAUGAGCAUGAAUUAGUUUUUUUAGAUCUUAAGAUUUUGCUACAACAAGACGGGACUAUCCAAACAGAACUAUUUAGGAAAGCCACCUCGACUAAUAGUCUGUUACAUUGGGAUAGUCACCAUCCAUAUAAAUUAAAAGCUUCCAUUCCUUAUGGACGAGCAUGGCGCAACUGCUCGGUUGACCAAACCUUUUACGAUGAAUGCAAAAUAUUAAGAUCGCGCUUUAAGGAACUUGGUUACCCGAACCGAGUUUUAAAAAGGGCAUUCCAGCGGGUCAGCGGAACACAAGUAAUCGAUGUUAUCGAGCAAGGAGCAGGGGCACACCCAGAUGGUCCCCAGAUUCCAGUUGCUUCUGAUAGUGAUUCAUUCUCCUCACCAGAUGAGGACAAGUUAGCCACUUUUGAGAAACAACUCGAAGAUGAGUACAAAGUUAAGAGCGAAGCAGAAAAGCUGAUAAAGGCGUAUUCUACCGACCGCUCCAAAGAUCAGAAACAUCUCAGUGAUGCUCAGAAAAUACUCCAUGACAGCAAAAGAAAAAUAGAAAUUUUGCGCAUGUUGAUUCUCCAACAUAAAGAAACACCUACAAUAAGUCCAUUGGAGAAACGCAUUGAGGAGUUGAGCCACCGAUUUGCGAUCGAGCGUGCCGUGGCUGAAGGAGCCGAACAUGCCACCCAGAAAUUGGAUGGAAAGCCGCUUGUUGAGGCACAAUCAAUACUACAGGCGUCAAAUGAAAAGCUGGACCUCCUUAAAUAUUCCUUGCAGGAACGAGUGAAAGAACUUCCUGAUGGCCACCAUAGGAAGAGUAUAACCACCGAGGAACUGUCCCUUGGUUCAGUCAAAUCCAAGUCCAUAGCACUAACCGGUACUCUGAAAGUGCGAGUAAAGGGCUGUCACGGUAUUCUGGAGAAUGUACCUGGCAGACUAAAGGACCCGUCAGAUGUUCUCCCUGGCAGGAGUCCACGUCGAGGAAGAUUCUUAUUAAUGAACCGGAUCAGAAGAAACAACCGUGGCAGCAAUCAGAACAUCCAAGAGACUUUUGACUUUUCUAAAUACAGGAGAUUAGACUCCUUUGAUGAAAGCAAACCUCUAGAGCUUUGUGUAAAGCUAAUAGAUGAGCCUUUAUAUUGUGAAGUCCGUACUCAGCUGAAGAUCGAUCAUAUUCCAGUGGGUUCAACAAGUUGGAAAACUGUUUCUAACCCAUCCUGGAAUAAGACAUUUAAACUGGAUUUAGAUAAGUCUCGGGAGCUAGAAAUAUCCUUAUAUUGGCAUGAUCAGAGAUCACUGUGUGCCACAAAGACUCUGAAGUUGGAAGAAUUCCUGUUGAACCCCAAACAGGAACUGUGUCUACAACUGGAACCACAGGGCACCCUUUUCAUCAAGGUGACGUUUUCCAGUCCUUUCACCCAGAAAAGGCCAAAGCUUCAAACAAUUAAGAAAUUAAUCUCCUCAAAACAAGAGGAGACCACCGAACCAGCUCCACUGGAGGAUGCAGCUAUUGAUGCUCAUUCGCUGCCAGAAUCGGAUACUGAGAGCGUGGAUUCAUCGGCGCCGGCUGUGGAUACUGAAACGGAAAAGACCAUCCAGCCAGCUCCAGAAGAAGAUGUUGUUACUGACAAUCCUAUAUUGCCAGUAGCCACUGAGAGCAUGCGCCCAUUAACACCUGAUGCUGAUACCAUUACAGAAGAGACCUUCCAACCACCUCCAGUGGAAGCUACAACUAUUGACAAUGUACCAGUAGUGGACACUGAGAAUGUGGAUUCAACACUACCAGCUAUCAACACCAUUAGUGAAGAAACUAUCCAACCACCUCCAGUGGAAGCUAGAAUUUCUGACAAUGCUCCACUGCCAGUAAAGGACACGGACAGCGUGGAGCCAUCGGUGCCAGCUGUUGAUGAAAUUACAGAAAAGACAAUUCAACCAGCUCCAGAGGAGGAUGCAGCUAUUAAUCCUCAAUCACUACCAGUAGAGGACUCUGAGAGCAUGAAGCCAUUGCUGCCAGCUGACGAUGAAGAUACAGAAAAGACAAUCCAACCACCUCCAGAGGAGGAUGCAGCUAUUAAUCCUCAAUCACUACCAGUAGAGGACUCUGAGAGCAUGAAGCCAUUGCUGCCAGCUGACGAUGAAGAUACAGAAAAGAUAAUCCAACCAGCUCCAGAGCAGGCUGUAGUAAUUGACACGCCUCAAGUGUCAGCAGUGGACAAUAAGAAAGUGGAAUCAUCACCACCUGGUGCUGCUACUGAUAUGGAAAAAAACAUCCAAACAUCAACAGAGAAAGAUGCAGUUAUUGAUAUUGAUAACAUUGCAGAAGAAACCACUGGACCACCAAAGGGUUUAGUUCGUGACGCUGUUCCAUUGGCAGAAGCAGAUGUGGAAAAUCCAUCAUCAUCAGCUGGUAUUCAGCAAGAAGCUCGGCUGAGCAUUCAGGAUUUUGAUUGUCUCUGUGUGCUGGGAAGAGGAGCAUUUGGAAAGGUGGGUUAUGGUGUGAAUUCCACUUUCAAUAUAAAAGGUGUCAAGAUAAAUGCUAGGCUUAUAUGUGAAAAGGAAAUCCUACAGACUGUGAGCGAAGUACAGCAUCCUUUCCUUGUUAACAUGUUGGCAAGUUUCCAGACUCAGGGUCAUUUUUGUUUUUUAAUGGAGUAUGCCGCUGGUGGGGACUUAAUGACCGAUAUUAGGAACAACAACUUUCAGCCAUUUUCCACAACCAGAGCUGUGUUUUAUGCGGCGUGUUGUGUGCUCGGCCUGGAUUUCUUGCAUCAAAACGAUAUUGUUCACAGAGAUCUCAAAUUGGAAAACAUUGUAAUUGACAUAGAUGGAUUUGCCAAAAUUACAGACUUUGGUCUUAGUAAACAAGGGAUGGGAUAUGGAGAACAAGACAGAACAUAUUGUGGCACCCUGCAUUACAUGGCACCGGAAAUGGUUUGCGGUAAACCAUACACAACAUCUAUUGACUGGUGGAGUCUCGGUGCAGUUAUUUAUAUAAUGCUGUGUGGAAUGCUUUUGCAUAAAGAUCCCAAAGUCCGUCUAGGAGCCAGCGAGAAUGAUGCCUGGGAUCUGAAGAGCCACCCUUUUUUUAAACAAAUAGACUGGUUCGCAUUAUUGUUUAAGAGUGUCAGGCCGCCAUGCGUACCAUCCAUCGAGGGACCAGACGACGUCCGCUACUUUAAUAGAAUGUACACAUCAUGCGCCCCCAUUCUGACACCGCCAGGCGAGUCUGAGUCACUAUCUGAUGUAGAGCUGGAGCUAUUCAAAGAUUUUGACUGGGUUUCCGAUAGGAUUUAA
Pelobates fuscus (common spadefoot toad) is the source of this 3378-nucleotide messenger RNA. Its product is annotated as serine/threonine-protein kinase N2-like. The coding region runs from base 1 to 3378 and encodes 1125 amino acids. The record is from RefSeq and is a predicted model, not a curated record. Gene Ontology annotation, cellular component: nucleus; cytoplasm. Gene Ontology annotation, molecular function: ATP binding; protein serine/threonine kinase activity. The transcript is spliced from 19 exons. Lineage: Eukaryota; Metazoa; Chordata; Amphibia; Anura; Pelobatidae. Gene Ontology annotation, biological process: protein phosphorylation; signal transduction.